This is a messenger RNA of Rhipicephalus sanguineus (brown dog tick), 1453 nucleotides long. Its product is annotated as transmembrane protein 45B. NCBI's taxonomy places the organism in Eukaryota, Metazoa, Arthropoda, Arachnida, Ixodida, Ixodidae. The record is from RefSeq and is a predicted model, not a curated record. The transcript is spliced from 2 exons. Bases 294 to 1115 code for a protein of 273 amino acids.
AAACGUGUUGGUUUGGUAGACAUCGCGGAAGUAUUGUUAAGUGCAGUGGUCGUACAAACGUACACGCCAUUCUUCAAACAGUUGCUUGCUUAUUCAAACGAUAUUCCUUGAUUUCUCUGGAGUGACCAGAUUGCUACUGAGCAGGUGGCUUUAAGCGCAUCAUCAGCGAUUCUUAUAUCCGUCUUGUUCUUCUACCUCACGAUACAGAACAGUGUCAACGCGUGCCCUGCAGAACAAGUGACAAUUAGGAGUUGUCCUCGACGUCACAACCCUCUACUGGCCCGUCACAUACCAUGGCCAAUUUCCAGGGCCACACACUGGCCGGAACUUUUUUCUUCCUUUUCGGAACAUGGUGGACCUUCGCGAUGUGGCUCAAUUACGUUCGCAAAAGGGAGAACAAGCAGCGCUACCUAAGCCGCUGUUCGUACGCAGUGCCCGGCCUGCCCAGGAAAAUGAGUAUUGAGGGCAUCGUCAAGAUCAUCGGUACCUCCGUGUGCAUUACCAUCGAUACUCGCUAUCUAUUCAGAUUCGACCACUCCCUGAACGCAGAGAGCGUCCAGCACCAUUCUAUGUACGCGUUCUUCAUGCUCAACGGCCUCAUCGACGUCAUGUACAAUGCCGGGUUCCCUUUCCCGCGGAACACGGACUACGUGGUGAUGCUGCUCGCCUGCGCCUCCGACGGUCUACUGUUCUACUCACACCUAGGUGGCAAGCCGCAGCUCGAGGUCAUGGUGCACGCGCUCUUGGUGUGCAGCAUGGUCGCAAUUGUGGCCUGCAUCGUAGCCGAGAUGUGUCAACCUCGAAACGUCCUGCUGUCCCUGGGUCGAGCGUACUUUUGCCUACUGUAUGGGACGUGGCUAUGGCAGAUCGGCUUCAUCCUCUACAAUCCGCUGCCUGGAUCCAAACCCUGGGACGUUAACAGCCACAUGGACUCGAUGUUGGCCGCAAGCGUAUUCGUGUGGCACAUGAUGGCUUUGCUGGUCUACGUUGGCGCGGUGGGCGCUGUGGCCUGGGCGGUGACCCGAACGUGCGGCAAGUUCUGCAAUGACGUCGUCUCCGUGGAUGAGGAGGAGGUCGGUGACCUCCGUGAAGCAUUUUUAAAGAGUGGCGUAUGAAGUGACGGGAACGUGUCCUCAAGGUGUUUGUUGGCGACGCGGCGUACGACGAACUUUAUCAUUCUUAGAGAGAGAGACAAACUUUAAGUGCCCUUGCUGGCGUCAAGGGUGGCGGGGGGCCGGGACGGUAGGUGAUAUAUAUUUAAUGUUUGUGCUGUGUUUUAUUGUGUGAGUAGCUAGCUGCGGGAUAGGCUCAUAUCAUAUUGUCGCGCUCGCUGCGAGGCGCACCACACUCCUUGCAUUGUGGUGUGUGGACUGCGGGGUAAAUACGGCUGUGCGGUGAAGGUCAGGGGAAAGUGCGUGUCUGUAAUAAACGUCAGGUGACGGAUUGUUACUUA